Tyto alba (common barn owl) is the source of this 2069-nucleotide messenger RNA. Its product is annotated as putative short-chain dehydrogenase/reductase family 42E member 2. Lineage: Eukaryota; Metazoa; Chordata; Aves; Strigiformes; Tytonidae. The transcript has 12 exons. The record is from RefSeq and is a predicted model, not a curated record. The coding region runs from base 249 to 1460 and encodes 403 amino acids. Gene Ontology annotation, molecular function: 3-beta-hydroxy-Delta5-steroid dehydrogenase (NAD+) activity. Gene Ontology annotation, biological process: steroid biosynthetic process.
CAUUUUUUCCUGAAAAGGAACGUAAAUAAUAUACAAAUUAAGCCCUGCCCUUUUUUUGGCUCCUAGCCCAGCCAACAGCUACAAAGGCACAGGAACAGCAAAAGGGCCUGAGCACACAUGAACAUCUCUGUCUGGGAGUACCUGCUGCUCUUGUGUUACUAAUUGUCCAGCAAAGAGAAAUCUCACCGUCUUACUUGGACAGGAAGGACUGGGAGAACGCUGACAUCCAGGAUUCUACUAAGGUCGUAAUGCAAGAAGGAUUCACAGAAGAGCUCCACGGCAGCCAACCAUGUGAGAGCAAACUACAAGAACAUGCUGGACUACUGGUUAACAGAAGCAGAAAGACAGUGGUGACAGGAGGUGGAGGCUACCUGGGAUACAAUCUGGGAUGUGCUCUUGUUAGGUCAGGAAUUGCUGUUGUUCUGUUUGAUGUACGGAAACCUAAAUGGGAAAUUCCAAAUGGAGCAGAUUUUUUCAAGGGUGAUGUGAGGGAUUAUGAUGCAGUGUUCAAAGCAUGUGAAGGGGUUGACUGUGUUUUUCAUGUGGCUGCAUGUGGAAUGUCAGGAUUAGAACAACUUCAAAAGAAAGAUCAGAUUGAAUCCAUAAAUGUCGGAGGCACAAAAAUAAUAAUUGAUGUCUGCAAACAAAGAAAUAUCCCUAGACUGAUAUAUACCAGUACAGUGAAUGUGGUAUUUGGAGGGAAUCCUAUUGAAGAAGGAGAUGAAGAAACUGUGCCAUAUUUUCCACUGGAAAAGCAAUUUAAUCAUUAUUCUAGAACAAAGGCAAUUGCAGAUCAAAUGGUUCUUGCUGCUAAUGGAACUUUACUCCAAGGAGGGGAUAAACUCCAUACUUGUGUGCUUCGUCCGCCAGGCAUAUAUGGACCAGAAGAGCAGCUCCACCUGCCACGAGUAGCCGUAAAUAUCCAGCGGAGACUAUUUAACUUCAAGAUUGGAAAUCACAAAGUUCAGAUGAACUGGGUUCACAUAGGAAAUCUGGUACAAGCUCACUUACUAGCUGCUGAGGCUCUCACCUCUGAGAAGGGUUAUGUAGCUAGCGGUCAGGCGUAUUACAUACAUGAUGGUGAAAACGUCACAUUUUCUGAAUGGAUAGUCCCUUUAUUUGAAAAAUUAGGCUACAGGAAACCCUGGAUACAUAUUCCUGUUCUCCUGGUUCAUAUAACAGCCACUGUGAUGGAGUAUCUGCACCUGAUACUAAAGCCAGUUUUUAGCUUUACACCUUUCUUGACAAGGAAUGAGGUGUGGAACAUUACUGUAACUCACACAUUUCGAAUAGACAAGGCACGAAAUCAACUUGGUUACAAACCAAAGAAAUUCUCAUUUGCUGAUUCUGUGGAUCAUUAUCUUAAAACAAGACCUACUUGCCAAGAAGAUCACACGUUCCUUAAAAUGGUCUUUGCUUUUGGUGUUUUGUUAAGUUUGAUCAUUCUUUCUUUCUUCUAAAAUGGAAUAACUACCCACCUGUUCCAGAAAACCUAAUUUUGUUUCUGAGUAUUAAUGAUCUGGUCAUAGUACAUUCCUCAGUCACUAUAGACGCUAUUGUUCUUAUGAUGACAUCUCUCUGAUCUCAUUUUAAAAAGCAAACAAACAAAUAAACCCCUCAAAAGUGAAAACAUGGGACACAUCAGGAAAUGCUCCCAAAGGAUAAUGCAGUGUCCUAAAAUCAAAGGAGUUCAUCGCCAAUGGGUGCAGGAAUAGUUUUAAUGGAUCUUCAUUAAUGGAUUGCUUCAUGCUGAGAAGGAUUUUCUAAACUGAUAAUUCAGGAGGGUAAGAAAUUAGAAGAAGAACCAUUGCAGAACUGCAGUGCUGUAACAAGUCCAGUAGCUCCAAUGAAGAAAAGGUUGACUAAACAAUUGCUCUGAUGAAGCUGCUACUACAGCUACUGUAUGUAUGAGGAAUCAUGAAGACCUGAGAAAUAUUACAAAAAAUACAAAAAUAAAUACUUAAAAAUAACAGGUGGUGAGAGGACUGAAAGUCAUAUUUAUGUAAAAUAGUUUUAUUGUUCAAAAGCCUUGUAAAAAUGUAAUAAACAUUAUGUGUGUUUGUUAAUCA